CGAACAAAACAUGAAUAAAGAGAAAUGUCUUGGCUGAGAAUGUUUGUCGUUUGAAAGCCCCUCGUGAACAUAGGGAAGCUCAGCACAGUUCAGAAGCUUCCGGCCUAUUUAAUGCUGCCUUUUCCAUGUCUAUUUCUAGAGGGCUGUGGGUGCAAACUGUGCCCCGCUGACUGGCUGCCGCACAGGAACAAGUGCUACUGGGUCUCUAAAGAAAGUAAAACGUGGAGUGAGAGUCGUGAGGACUGCUCAGCGAAGAGCUCUCAAAUGCUCGUGAUCCAAGACAAGGAGGAGAUGGCAUAUAUUCUGAGAAUUUCACAACUGAACCUGGUCUGGCUUGGACUCAGUGUUACAUCCCCAGAGAGGAAAUGGACCUGGGUGGACGGCUCCACGUUCAAUGAAACACUGUUCCCGCUACCAGGAACUGCUGACAGGGAGAGCUGUGGGAUGAUCAAAGGGAACUGCACUAUUUCGGAAACCUGCACGGCUGUAGCUAAAUGGAUUUGUGAGAAAGUUGCCCUGAAAUAAGCAGUCACACCAAUGAGCUGCACUUGUGUAACUGAAAUAGCAAGUGUCCUUGUUUAGUUUCUAAAAGAAAAACACAUUUGCUAAUUAACGAAUUCUAAAGCCUCCGACAAACUCAUUUUCCAAGGAAGAUCCAUUCACUUGUUCCUCAGGAGCUGGGUGUGAUUUCAUGAGGAGCUGGCUGCCCCCUGGGCAUCGCGUGUGAACAGACACUCUUGGCUCUCAGGAACAGUUU
Molecule: messenger RNA, 757 nt
Organism: Chrysemys picta bellii (western painted turtle)
Lineage: Eukaryota; Metazoa; Chordata; Testudines; Emydidae
Source: RefSeq, a predicted model, not a curated record